Acanthamoeba castellanii str. Neff is the source of this 1080-nucleotide messenger RNA. RefSeq lists its product as uncharacterized. NCBI's taxonomy places the organism in Eukaryota, Discosea, Longamoebia, Acanthamoebidae. Gene Ontology annotation, molecular function: protein binding. The coding region runs from base 1 to 1080 and encodes 359 amino acids. The transcript has 8 exons. The record is from RefSeq and is a predicted model, not a curated record.
AUGGAGCUGCCGGAGGAGGUGGAGUUGAGGUGGCUCGCGCUCCUGCCCUGGACAGACCUCGUGCGCGCUGGCCUCGUGUGCACCCGCUGGCACCGCCUUGCCAACGAUGCGAGCUUGUGGGAGGCGGCCUUCGUGCGCGAGUUUGGACCCGAGGCAGCAGAUGCCGGCCUGGAAAGGCUGUGGGAGGGCGCACCGGUUGAGCUUCCCGUAUGGUUCAACAAAAUGACAUGGCGGGCCCGCCCUUCGCGCACCGAAGGCAAGGCGUUCAGGGAGUACCCCGAGUAUGACCAUUCAGCGAUCCUUGUCAACAAGGAGCCGUGGGAUCCAGCCGAGGCGCCGCCGGCCCAGCAGCAGGCCGACAAUAACGGCGUACCAGAGUCGACGGCGACGGGCGACGACGGCCACCCCAAUAAUUGGUGGCAGGCCAUUUUCCUGCGGCACUACGUGCUGCGGCACCGGUGGCUCCACGGGUGCGACCCGCAGCAGCCGAGCGCGGAGAGGCCACCGCAGGUCGAGGUCAUGCGCAUUGUGGUGUGCGGAAUGGAGGCGAGCGGAAAGAGCAGCUUCUUGCGCGCCCUUGCACCCGACCAGCACGUGGAAGACAAGGGCAUCAACGUGGUGGUGCUUAACGACGUAAGCAAAGAUGACACGGUGGUUCUGCUGGAAAUGCGGCGCCCGAGGGGGUGGCAUGGGCAGAUCUUCAAUGGCGCGGGCACAGUGGCGGGUGUGAUGUUCGUCAUUGACUCAUCCGACUUCGCUCCUUUCCUCUAUGGGCAAACCGGUAACGAGAGCGCGUACCAGCGGAUGGAAGCCAUCUACCGGUGCUUCCACGGCAUCACCGGCGAGGCCUGCCGCCGGCGCCUGAACGCCGUCGUGUGCGCGCACAAGAUCGACCUCGCCAGCGAGGCUGACAAGGAGGAACUGCGUGAUACGGUUGACCGCAAGCUGCGCGUUACUGCGCUCGAGACCUGCACGUGGUAUUACCGCGCUCGUGCGUCGACUGUCGCCACGUCGGCCACCACUGACCGAGCCGCUUGUCUCGCUGCCCUCCACCAGUGCCUCUCUACAUUCAUGACCUGA